AGAGCGCGCGUGCGGGAGAGUGAGAGUGCGCGGGAGAGGAAGAGUGCACAUGUGCGGGAGAGGCUCAACAGAGAAAUAAACCACAACCACAAGACACAAUAAUGGCAACUACCAAGCUCCCACACGAUCAUUAGCGAAGCACCUGUGAGAGCAGCAAGGUGCGCGCGAGAUUAACAGAUCAGCAUCAGAUCUGCAUCUCACUGAUCUUGGCUAAACUACCUUCACGACACCCACAAUUCUUAUCUGUGUACGUGAGGACGUGAAUGCAAAGCUUCUUUGUCGCAGGCUCAUGCAUGUUUCAACAGUGCACACCGCAAAACCAUUCCGAUUUUUGUUUAUUGUAUGUUAACGAGUGGGGUCGGGAGGUAAAACCAAGGAUAUGUUAUCUGUGUGGCGUGCCAGGGUCCAUGAACUAUUCCUAAGUGUGAUCUGUGAACCAUCUGUGAGAUAAAUCAGGUCUUCUCUCCUGAAGCUCGAUUCUCUCACAAUAGCAAAACCACUCAUGGUCACCAGAUGUCUUCAGUAUUUUUCAACAGCGUAAGCCUUUCAUUUUAACUGCUUCCUUACAAGGCAGACCAUAUAAAUUUGCCAAAUGUGGAAAGCGUUUCACAAUGUCAAAGAAACUACAGAGACAACAGCGAUCAAGCAGGGGAGAGAGACCAUAUAAAUGUACCAAAUGUGGAAAGAGUUUCAGAAUAUCGAGGAACUUCCAGAUUCACCAGCGAUCACACACAGGAGAGAAACGGUAUAAAUGUACUGAGCAGGGAGAGAAUUUAAAAUAUUCAGGGAACCUCCAGAGACUCCAGCGAUCACUCAAAGGAGAGAGACCGCAUAAAUGUACUGAAUGUGGAAAGAGUUUCAAACGUUCAGGGGACCUCCAUAUUCACCAGCGAUCACACACAGGAGAGAGACCGUAUAAAUGUGUUCUAUGUGGAAGGAGUUUCACAACGUCAGGGCAUCUCAAGGUUCACCAGCGAUCACACACAGGAGAGAGACCAUACAAAUGUGCUGAAUGUGGGAAGAGUUUCACUCAGUGUGGGGAGCUCAAAGUUCACCAGCGAUCACACACAGGUGAGAGACCAUAUAAAUGUGCCGAAUGUGGAAAGAGUUUCACAUGUUCAGGGAACCUCAAGGCACACCAGCGAUCACACACAGGAGAGAGGCCUUAUAAAUGUACUGAAUGUGGAAAGAAUUUCUCACAGUUAGGACACCUCCAAAGUCAUCAGCGAUCACACAGAGGAGAGAGACCGUAUAAUUGUGCUGAAAGUGGAAAAAGUUUUACAUGUCUAGGACAUCUACAGAUUCACCAGCCAUCACACAAAAUAGAGAGACCGUAUAAAUGUGAUGAAUGUGGAAGGAGUUUCACAAUGCCAUGGAAUCUCCAGAGACACCAGCGAUCACAUAUAGGAGAUAAACCAUAUAAAUGUGCUGAAUGUGGAAACAGAUUCACAACAUCAGUGGAAUUCAAAGUACACCAGCGAUCACAUACAGAAGAGAGACCGUAUGAAUGUGCCGAAUGUGGAAAGAGUUUUAUUCAAUUAGGGGAGCUCAAGGUUCAUCAACGAUCGCACACAGGAGACAGGUUUUAUAAAUGUGCCAAAUACAGAAGGAGUUUCACAAUGUCCAGGGACCUGAAGGUUCAGCGAUUACAUGCAGGAGAGAAACUGUAUAAAUGUACUGAAUGUGGAAAGAAUUUCAAAGGUUCAGGGGACCUCAAGGUACACCAGCGAUUACACACAGGAGAGAAACCAUAUAAAUGUAUUGAAUGUAGAAAGCAUUUCACAACGGCAGGAGAGCUCAAGAUCCACCAGCGAUCACACAAAGGGGACAGACCGUAUAAAUGUGCCGAGUGUGGUAAGAGUUUCAAACGUUCAGGGGACCUCCAUAUUCACCAGCGAUUACACACAGGAGAGAGACCAUAUAAAUGCGCCAAAUGUGGAAGGAGUUUCACAACCUCAGGACACCUCAAGGUACACCAGCGAUCACACACAGGAGAGAGGCCGUAUAAAUGUGCCGAAUGUGGAAAGAGUUUUACUCAGUGUGGGGAGCUCAAGGUUCACCAGCGAUCACACACAGGAGAGAGACCGUAUAAAUGUGCUGAGUGUGAAAAGAGUUUUACAUGCUCAGGAAGUCUCAAGCUACACCAACGAUUACACACUGGAGAGAAACCGUAUAAAUGUGCCGAAUGUGGAAAGAGAUUCAUUCAGUUAGGGCACCUUGAAAGUCACCAGCGAUCACACACCAGGGAGAGACCAUAUAAAUGUGCUGAUUGUAGAAAGAGCUUCAAAACAUCAAGUGAGCUCAAGGUACACCAGCGAUCGCACAGAGGUGAGAGACAGUAUAAAUGUGCCAAAUGUGGAAAGAGUUUUGCAUGUUUACAGAACCUCAAGGUACACCAGCGAUCACACAUGGGAGGGGUCAUAUAAAUGUGCCGAAUAUUGAGAUUCACUCAGUCAGGACAACCCCAAAGUCACCAGUGAUUGCACACAGGAGAGAGACCUGACUUCACCCAAGUUCCAAGCUCAGUUAGAAUGCACUUGCCUCUGAUUCAGAAGGUUUAAGCUCUUCAACCAGGCUUGUAACUCUUACAGUCUAAGUUGCUGCUCCAAUGCUAGGGGGACUCUGCAUUGUUGAAGGUACUGUCCUUUGGAUGAGGCAUUUAACCAAA
Callorhinchus milii (elephant shark) is the source of this 2668-nucleotide messenger RNA. Its product is annotated as zinc finger protein 624-like. Lineage: Eukaryota; Metazoa; Chordata; Chondrichthyes; Chimaeriformes; Callorhinchidae. The record is from RefSeq and is a predicted model, not a curated record. Bases 612 to 2426 code for a protein of 604 amino acids. Gene Ontology annotation, molecular function: RNA polymerase II cis-regulatory region sequence-specific DNA binding; DNA-binding transcription factor activity. The transcript is spliced from 2 exons. Gene Ontology annotation, biological process: regulation of transcription by RNA polymerase II.